This is a messenger RNA of Cyphellophora attinorum, 978 nucleotides long. RefSeq lists its product as uncharacterized. Bases 1 to 978 code for a protein of 325 amino acids. The transcript is spliced from 3 exons. The record is from RefSeq and is a predicted model, not a curated record. NCBI's taxonomy places the organism in Eukaryota, Fungi, Ascomycota, Eurotiomycetes, Chaetothyriales, Cyphellophoraceae.
AUGUUGCUCGACCAGUUGAGCUUGAGCGACAUCGUGACACCCAAGGUAGCGUCUGGCCAGCAAGCAGUCAGUCAUGGCGAAGCGUCUGAGGAGACUUCGGUGCAGGUGAACCAAGCGACGGUCGAGAAGUCGAGCAAAGAUGAUGAAGCGUCCAGUGCGGCCAGUGGGGAGUACGUCACCAUCGUCAACAAAGACACCAACCAGUCAUGGCGCAUCCUCAAGUCUAUAGCCGUUCGUCAAAGCGAACACUUUGAUACAGCGCUUUCGCCCAAAUGGCAGGAAUCGCAUCCUGGUGAAAUCCAUCUUGCUGGCGAUGACAGUCAGGCUCUAGCAUUGGUCAUGGCCUUCUUGCCAAAGCUGACUCUCACGCACCCACCUCACCACCUCGACCAUCAGAUCACCUUCUACCGGCUCCUCGCUGACUCCGCCGACGAGCACUCAUCCAACAUGUUUGAGCUGCUAUUGGAGGUCUUUGCUGUGGCCCACCUGUACACCAUGAACUUCAUUCUCUACGACAUCGUCGAUGACUUCUUGUGCAGUGCUGUCUCCCACUACAUUGCGCCUGAUGAUGAUCGCGACCACCUUGGCCCCUGGGUUCGGAUUCCGGGUGCACCCCCGCUUUGGGGUCCCAAGGAGUUCAUCGAGUACUACAUCAAACCCGUCGUCGAGGUCAUGGAGAAUAACUAUCCCAUCGAGCUGUGCGCUGUCGUCAGAGUCGCAGUGAGACUGUUCAUGACCGAAUCCAGCAAGUCGGGAGAGAUCACUACGUUGUUCAAAGCGCUGCAAGAGUACCCGGCCUUGGCGUGCAACAUCAACGAGUAUCUCUGCACGCUGUGGAAGGUUGAGCAUAAGAAAGUGCUCCAGCUGGAAGACAAGCUGGAAGAGAAAGAAGCCGAGUUGGAACACACUAGAAGCUACGGCAGAGGCCCCUACGGAAACCACGGUGGUUCCAAUGGUCCACUGGACCGUUGGUGGUAA